GGACCGAUCAUGGGUGACUGGAGCUUUCUGGGUAAUAUUUUAGAGGAAGUCAACGAGCACUCUACGGUGAUCGGCCGGGUGUGGCUCACGGUGCUCUUCAUCUUCCGCAUCCUGAUCUUGGGCACGGCGGCGGAGUUCGUGUGGGGCGACGAGCAGUCCGACUACGUGUGCAACACGCAGCAGCCCGGCUGCGAGAACGUGUGCUACGACGAGGCCUUCCCCAUCUCCCACAUCCGCCUGUGGGUGCUGCAGAUCAUCUUCGUGUCCACGCCGUCUCUGGUGUACGUGGGCCACGCCGUGCACCACGUGCACAUGGAGGAGAAGCGCAAGGAGCGCGAGGAGGCGGAACUGAGCCGCCAGCAGGAGCUGAGCGAGGAGCGCCUGCCGCUGGCGCCCGACCAGGGCAGCGUCCGCACCACCAAGGAGACCAGCACCAAGGGCAGCAAGAAGUUCCGGCUGGAGGGCACGCUGCUGCGGACAUACAUUUGCCACAUCAUCUUCAAGACUCUGUUUGAGGUGGGUUUUGUGGUGGGUCAGUACUUCCUUUAUGGCUUUCGCAUCCUGCCGCUGUACAAAUGCAGCCGCUGGCCGUGCCCCAACACAGUGGACUGCUUUGUGUCCCGCCCCACAGAGAAGACCGUCUUCAUCAUCUUCAUGCUGGCCGUGGCCUGCGUCUCCCUCUUCCUCAACUUUGUGGAGAUCAGCCACCUGGGCCUCAAGAAGAUUCGCUUUGUGUUCCGAAAGCCGGCCCCGGGCCCGGGCCCGGCCCAGGGCGAGGGCUCGGCCCCCCUGCCCCCGCAGGGGAAGAGCCUGCCCCCCCUGGCUGUGACCUCUCUGCAGAGAGCCAAGGGCUACAAGCUGCUGGAGGAAGAGAAGCCCCCAGCGAGUCACCUCUACCCGCUGGCCGAGGUGGGCAUGGAGGCUGGCAGGGGGGCCCCGCCCUUCCAGGGCCUGGAGGAGAAGGGCGAGGAGGCGCUGCCCAUGGAGGACAUCUCUAAGGUGUACGACGAGACUCUGCCCUCCUACGCUCAAACCACCGAGACGGGAGGGGUGACGUUACACGAAGAGCGCGCCACGGAGGCGCAGCCGGCGGAGGCGGAAGCCGAGAGGGCGGAGGAGGUGGCGGAUGAGGAUGUGGAGGUGGAGCGGGCGGCGGACGGGGAGGGGGCGACUCCGGCCGAGGCGGCGAUGGAGACCACGGAUACGAUAGAAGACACCAGACCGCUGAGCCGGCUGAGUAAAGCCAGCAGCAGGGCCAGGUCAGAUGAUCUCACUGUAUGAACCUGAGAAAGAGGGAGCGUGUAAACCUGCAGAUGCAAAGAUGUUCAACGUGGGAGAGAGAGAGAGAGAGACACACACACACGCAUGCACACAGGCAUGCACGCGCACACACACACACACACACACACACACACACACACACACACACACACACACACACACACACACACACACACACACACAAUGCAUACUCUGGAACAGGCAGGUUGAAAACUAAGCGGAUGAAAAUCAAAAUCAACAGGGAUAAAUAAAAACCUUUAGGACGGAGGCAACAAUUAAACCAAGCGACAAAAAAAAUGAGUGUUUGUGUUAAAAUGAGAUUAAAACGUAGCUCAACGAGGGGGGAGUAGGUUUUUUUUAUUCAGCGUGUUCUUAUGUUUCAACAUGUGAAAGGACACACGCAGGGUGGGAGUUUUUACUUGAUGAAAAUCCAUGUUCAAUUUUUAGCAUCUUUUUCUAUUGAAAGACUUUUAAUCACAUACGAUUAGACAUUUUUACUCGGGGGUUUGAUAGAUUAGGGGCAGGAGGUUCAGGACAUUCGUGUGUCAGCAGAUCGGCGACGUUCGCUUUCACUCCCAGUCGGACAGCAGCACGUUCAGUGCGGCCGCUUCUCCAGGAAUGCCGCUCUUUCAGCCGCAGCAGCAGAAGAGUCCGUGUUCAG
Messenger RNA from Betta splendens (Siamese fighting fish), 1942 nucleotides. Its product is annotated as gap junction alpha-8 protein-like. Bases 10 to 1281 code for a protein of 423 amino acids. NCBI's taxonomy places the organism in Eukaryota, Metazoa, Chordata, Actinopteri, Anabantiformes, Osphronemidae. The record is from RefSeq and is a predicted model, not a curated record. Gene Ontology annotation, cellular component: connexin complex. Gene Ontology annotation, biological process: cell communication. The transcript has a single exon.